This is a messenger RNA of Manihot esculenta (cassava), 1597 nucleotides long. Its product is annotated as sister chromatid cohesion protein DCC1. The coding region runs from base 370 to 1578 and encodes 402 amino acids. The transcript is spliced from 7 exons. Gene Ontology annotation, cellular component: nucleus; chromosome, centromeric region; Ctf18 RFC-like complex. Gene Ontology annotation, biological process: maintenance of mitotic sister chromatid cohesion; mitotic sister chromatid cohesion. The record is from RefSeq and is a predicted model, not a curated record. NCBI's taxonomy places the organism in Eukaryota, Viridiplantae, Streptophyta, Magnoliopsida, Malpighiales, Euphorbiaceae.
AUGCGAAUAUCGUUUUGGAAUUAAACUGAUAACCUAGACGACAGUCCACCGCAGCUGCAGCCCAAAUUUUCCUUCGCCUUUGCUUCUCCCUCCACCAGCUUCUUCCUCGUUCGUUUCUUCACUCAACCGGUUUUUCGAGCUGCUUAUUCGGUCGACCAUGGAAAUGCCUAUAUUUAGAGAUUUGAUUCAUUAGCAAACUCUAUUCGGAUUUGAAAAAGGAAUUUUCAGCUGCACGAAUUCCCUUCCGUUUUUAAUUUUUUCUUUCUCCGUGGAAGAAUUAUUCAAAAUUCGACCUAUGGACAUAACUUAAAAUUAAAGGUGAACCAGUUUCCAUGGUCUUCAGAGGACUGUUGUAAUGCCUGCCUCAGUAUGGCUACUGAUGAAUUCAUUAUUUGGUCAUUCAUGGGUUGCAGUGGAGCAGAAGCAGUGUUAAACCUUCAACCCGAUUCUUUAAUUGCUAUUGCCUAUCACCCUCACUUUGGUUCUCACGAUGAUCUGAUGCUUCUUGAGGUUGAUGAGAAACUCCUCCCAGAUGUACUCCAACAAAGAGUAACUUUAAGAGGUCAGCCAGAUGAAGGUGCAGUGCUUUGCACUCGGUCAAAAACUUAUGCCAUCAAAUUUGUUGGAACUUCUAAUUCUUCAUUCCUCAUACCCCCAUCAGAUCAAUUUGCGCCGUCUCAAAAUUCACUAGUUUGUGAUAGCAAAGUUUAUGAUCUGCAGCAGCUUGCACCCGUCAUUAAGGUUGCGCCUGGUAACAUGGAGCUUAAUGAAGUUUCUCCCAGGCUUGACAAACUUAAGUUACUUCUAUCAGAGAACCCUUAUAGGACUGAGGAGGUCCUGGAAAUGGAUGAUUGGGACAUGGGAAAAAGUAAAACUGGAUUAUAUACAUGGGAUGAUCUUGUUGAAAGGGUUCAGGCAAGUAAUGAUGAAUUGAGGGCUGGAUUGCGUGCUCUUUCAGCUGUAGAGAUUGAUGGGUAUUGGAGAAUUGUGGAGGAAAAAUAUAUGGACAUGAUCCUAAGGAUGCUUUUGCACAAUUCAGUAUUGAAUGACUGGUCAUUACAUGCACUCAAUGAAGAUGAAGUUGUGAGGGUGCUUGCGUCAGAUGGAUUUCCGCAAAAGCUUGCCCUCCAUUGUUUGGAUGUUUAUGGCAGUAAGAUGGAUGGGGAUGUGUGUACAAGUUAUGUGUGGAAGUUAGAUGGGAGGAAAGUAUGUGUGCAUUUUGGAAGAGAAAUAUUGAGAGAAGGGAAAAGGAAGAUGGAAAAUUUUAUGGUAGAAUGGUUGAAAAAGAUUCCAGAUGGCAUACAGGCAAGUUUUGAUAUGUUGGAAGGUGAAGUCUUGACGGAGAAGCUUGGUGUUGAGACAUGGGUUCGAGCCUUCAGCGUUUCUUCGUUGCCCUUGACUCCUGCUGAGCGGUUCUCCAUUCUCUUUAGAGAGCGACCAAAAUGGGAAUGGAAGGAUUUACAUCCGUACAUCAGGGAUCUGAAGGUACCUGGUCUUUCUUCAGAAGCAUUGUUGCUCAAAUACACUCGAAGAACACAACCAAGCUUAGAUGCGGAACCUGUUUUUAGUGCAAGAUAGUGCAAAAAUGUUUGGGAAG